Eruca vesicaria subsp. sativa (arugula) is the source of this 501-nucleotide messenger RNA. The record is from the annotation of a GenBank genome assembly. NCBI's taxonomy places the organism in Eukaryota, Viridiplantae, Streptophyta, Magnoliopsida, Brassicales, Brassicaceae.
AUGUUUAUCGAAUUUAAGAAAGAAAGGAAAAGAAAAGAGAAAAACAAAUCCAACGUGGCCCUUUUUUUUAAUAAUCUCAUUCACCAAAACCCUAACCUCUCCUCCCAAUCCCAAUUCGUCACAAUCUUCACAAUCCGCCGCCUCAACCCCAACCCGAUCGUCCCUUUCUUCGUCAAUCGCCGCCACGGACUCCUCCCUCCCCAGAUCCGAGAGGUCUCGGAUCGUCGUCCUCAGCUAUCUUUCCCUUUCCUCUCCGAGAACGUCAAGGAUCGCACGAGAGAUAUCUUGAGCGUCGUGAUGGCUCUCUUGUUCGGAGUCGGGUGUGGUGCCUUGACCGCGGCGACUAUGUAUCUUGUUUGGGCUCUGGUUGUGAAUCGUCGCGGAUAUGGUUUCGAUGAGGAGGAAGAAGAUGAUUACGAGAACGAGGAGUCUGAUGAAGCUAGCUUGAAGAAGUUCGGUUACGUUAAGAUCCCUGAUCCUGUUGUCAAGGGAGCUGCUUAA